GGGAAUCAUUCGCAGGUGCCAGUAAGCGGUUGGAUCACGUUCUGCUCGUACGCAUUCAUCGAGUCCCCAUCGAAUACAACUAUCGAUAUUAAACACGAUAAUCACGAUUUAAUAAAAAGUGAAAAAUACAUUUCUUGUGAAUUAUACAUGACUUGUGAGCAGUGAAAUAACUUCAAUUGAAAUUUCGAAGAUAUUUAAAAGGGAACAUUUUUAAAAGAUGAAGGUUUUGACAGUUGAUAAAGUGGCAAGUGUUGGAGAAGAUAACGAGCCAACUGUCGUGGUGGAAAGUGCAAAGUUGACCAAAGAGGAAUUAAAUAGAGGUUGUCCUCUUGGAGUCUCUCGGGUAACGAAUUCAGUAUACGUGUGUGGAGCACACGCCCUGCCUGGUGCAGUGAAAGCACUCCAUCCAGGCCUGAUCGUUAGUGCAGCCCCGGAACUGCCACCUCCACCUGAAGACGAUGUACCAAGGCAUUUUGUUCCACUCCUCGACACUCCUAAUUCUGACAUGCAUCCUUAUAUGGAACGAGUUGCUAAUCUGAUUAAUGAGGUUGUACGCAAUGGGGAAGUAGUUUUGGUCCACUGUGUGGCAGGAGUGUCAAGAUCGGUGACACUGUGUCUGGCAUACUUGGUCAAAUGGCAGAAGAUGUCACUUAGAACCGCAUACCAUCACAUGAAACAGAGAAGGCCACAAAUUCGACCGAAUACAGGAUUUUUCAAACAGCUAAUUAAAUACGAAGAAAGGCUCUUCGGCGAAGCGUCGGUUAAGAUGGUUUAUUGUGAAGCCAUCGAUAAAGAAAUACCCGACGUGUACGAGCCAGAAUACAGUGCAAUGACUUGGUUCAGACAACGGUAUGGACCCAUAGAGAGUUAAAGAUUGAAC
This is a messenger RNA of Achroia grisella, 880 nucleotides long. Its product is annotated as dual specificity protein phosphatase 14. Gene Ontology annotation, biological process: protein dephosphorylation. The record is from RefSeq and is a predicted model, not a curated record. Lineage: Eukaryota; Metazoa; Arthropoda; Insecta; Lepidoptera; Pyralidae. Bases 218 to 871 code for a protein of 217 amino acids. The transcript is spliced from 4 exons. Gene Ontology annotation, cellular component: cytoplasm. Gene Ontology annotation, molecular function: protein tyrosine/serine/threonine phosphatase activity.